AUGACAGCAGCAGCAGCAGCAGAGACAGCGGUGAACGCGCUCAAGAAGCUCGAGGCCAACAAAACGUGCGUCAACUGCGGCGCGUACAACCGCUUCGGGCACCAAAAUGUCUGCGAGAAGGUGCGCGCGUUCGUGUGCAGCACCUGCAAGAGCGCGCACCAGAGCUUCAGCAUGCGCGUCAAGAGCGUGAGUAUGAGCAACUGGACAAUGGACGAGGUGGACGCUUUGCGCGAAGCGAAUGGCGGCGGGAACGUCGUGGCGGCCCAGGUUUGGUUGGGCCGCUGGGACGAGACGCAGCUGCGCAAACCGACGAAGGACGACCCGUUAGAGUAUUACAAGCACUUUAUCGAUCGCGUGUACAAUGCCAAAGAGUUCUACGAGGCCAAGGGGGAGAGGAGGGGGGCGACGGCAGCCGCAGCAGCCGCAAGUAGUCGGACAGGUACGACAAGUGGCCACCAGUCAGCUGCAGUGCCGGAUCUACUGGACUUGGACCCUCCAGCAGAAGGGGAGGCGUCCACCGCAGCAACGGCGAACACUUGUAGUAGCCUUGAGAAGGAGGAAUGGGGCAGCUUUGAAGCAGCGGUUCUUCCGAGUAGAUCUGCGGACGUGGAAUUUGGGGCGUUCGCAUCGGCUUUUGUACCUACGCUGACGUCCGGGAGAGAUGAGUUUGCAGACUUUAGCACUGCAUCUGGACCUGCAUCUGCAUUGGCUCACACGGAGGUCUUCGGAGCCUUUGCAUCGGCUGUUUCGGCACCGACUUUGAUGUCGUUUGAUCCGUUUGCAGGUUCAAAUGUGGUGAUUGCAUCCAACGCUCCGGUGUCGGCUAGCGUGACUUCACUUGAUCCGGGCGCCUUUGCACCUACGAGCCAAGGUCAGCAGUCGGUGGCAACUGCUGCAGCUCCUGAGUCUGUAUUGAAGGACUUCAGCGUCUUUGACAGACUUGCGGCUCCGUUGCCAACGUUUGGCACUUUCCAGCGCGAUGGUCGAGAUCGAGUUCGUGCUGAAUGGGAAAAGCACGACUGCAGUCAGCCGCAGCAUCAAACGCGCGUGGGUAUCGACAAGCAGCAACGAAUGGGUACGCCGCAGCCUCCUGGGAGCCAUCCGCAGCAACAGCAGCACCUGAUGGCGGGAUGUGGCAAUGCUGGCAUGAACCCCAUCAGCAUGUACUUUUCGCCUAUGAUACCAGGUGCAUUCAGCGACAAUUCGAGUCGCGACUUGCAGGGCAGUAGUAGGGACCCGUUUGCAGGCCUCGGACUGUAA
This is a messenger RNA of Peronospora matthiolae, 1260 nucleotides long. The record is from the annotation of a GenBank genome assembly. NCBI's taxonomy places the organism in Eukaryota, Oomycota, Peronosporomycetes, Peronosporales, Peronosporaceae.